Molecule: messenger RNA, 1391 nt
Organism: Drosophila innubila
Lineage: Eukaryota; Metazoa; Arthropoda; Insecta; Diptera; Drosophilidae
Exons: 1
Coding region: 7-1050 (347 amino acids)
Source: RefSeq, a predicted model, not a curated record
UGCAAGAUGUAUCAACUUCUAACUUAUCUCAGCUGUUGUCUGCUGCUUGUGGCAGGCAUCACAGUGAUUCCUGAGUCCGUGGAGGAGGCAAUGACAGAGUCUUCCUUUGAGUUUCCCGAGGAUUUCACAUUGCAUGAACUUGGCGAACCAACUUCAGAGGAAGAUCAUGUGAUGACGGCCCACAAGAUUAACUGGAUGCCCAUUGCACAGGGUGUGGAUCCAGUGAAUAUGAGGGAAGCUCGAGAUUUGGAGCACGUGAUGCAGCCGCUGGAAGUGAUUAGUGAGACAGUCCCGACAGAUUCUAUCCCCGCCAAGCAAAUAAGCGUAGUACAAACUAAAGUAAAGGAAGAUUUGACAGUGGAGCAGGUCGAGAAUGUUGAGGUUGAGGAGGUGGAGGAGCAGGAGGAGGAUCAUGUGCCACGUGAAGGCAGUGCAUGUCCGUCUAACGCGGAGCGCGGUCUGACACGCCUCAUUAUCAACGCCCGCCCCCUUUUACCCGUCGAGCGUCUACGCAAUAUUCUUGCCCAUGCCAAGGAGGAUGCCGAGGUGAGGGAUCUUCUAAAGCUCCUGCGCAGUGAUGAGUUCAAGGAACGCGUUUCACGUCUGCGCGGCACCAAAGAGAAAGGCGUCCUCAGGGAUUAUGUGUGCCAGGGACUGAAGCUCAAUCACGCCUACUUCAUGGACUAUGUGGAAAUGUUCCUCAAUAUUCAAACUACAGAGAUGUCCAGCAGUCCAGUGCCCAAUCGUCGUAAAGGUGUGCGAGGAUUGUUGCAGGAUCUGCGUGAUGCUUUGCCUCGUGCUCAGCUCAGAGAUCUCUAUCGCCGUCAAUUGGCUGUUGAUAAGGAACUCAACACCGCAGUUCGACGUAUCCGGAGUUCCGAGUUCCGACGUCUCUUGAGCAACGUGCGCGCCUUGCCGGAGUAUCGAGCGGUUCGAUCUGAUCUGGAAAAAGCUGGAGUUCCGCUACAGCAGAUACUCAAUUUGGUGUCCAACGCUUUGGGCUGGGGCACUAUCGACAUGGGCAGUGAGACAAUUAUUGCGGGUGUUUAAUAUGGAGUCAAAUAUACACAAUUUAUUUCCACUAUGAUCAGAGGUUUUCCAGAAAUUAAAUCUAACCGAAAACCAACCCAGAAACCAUACUAUUUUGUUUGGUUAUCGGUUGGAUUGAAUUUCUGAAAUAACCCUGAGUAUCACAAUUUCUAACUUGGAAAAUGUAAAUUCUUUCAAAUUUCUUUGUACUAUAACUGUUCUGUAUUUUUCUAAACUUUCUAAAUUUUUACAUUAUGCGCAGCAAAAGUUAGAGUUAUACAAAUGUUCUUGAAAACUAGAAAAAUUCUUUAUAAAUUUUGUAAAUGGUUUUAAUAAUAAAUAUCAUCACUAUCAUCAGAAAA